AUGGCAGCAGCAUCUGUGUCUGAGCUCAGAGCUGUCCUGCUGGGGAACAGCUGGUCUGAGAGGAGCUCAGUGGGAAACUUUAUUCUGAGAGAGAACAAGUUCAACCCUGAGGAAGAACUGGACCGAUGUGUGAGAGUCAGUGGACACAGUCAAGGGAAAGAAAUAUUUCUCAUCAACACUCCAAAUCUGCUUCAUCCAAACAUCUCAGUGGAGAAAUUAAAGGAACAUGUGAACAACUGUGUGAGGCUCUCUGAUCCUGGACCUCAUGUGUUCCUGCUGGUUCUACACCCUGAAGACUUCACUGAGCAUCAAAAAACGAGACUCUGCAGAGUCCUGAACUUCUUCAGUGAUCAUUCCUUUGAUCAUUCACUGGUUCUGAUAUCACCACCCAGAGAGAGGCGUCUGGGUUUAUGGACAAGACAAAGACAUUCAGAAUCCAUCAGGAUGGUGCUGCUUGGAAAAACUGGCAAUGGAAAAAGUGCAACUGCAAACACCAUUUUGGGCAAAAAGGUGUUUUUAUCCAGAGUCAGUCAGAUUUCUGUGACCAGAGAAUGUCAGAAAGCAGCAGGAGAGAUUGAUGGAUGUCCUGUUGUUGUGGUCGACACCCCCGGCUUGUUUGACACAAAACUGUCCAGUUAUGAAGUUCGACAAGAGCUUCUGAACUGUAUCAGCAUGUUGUCUCCUGGACCUCACGUGUUCUUACUGGUGCUGCAGAUCGGUCGAUUUACAGAGGAGGAAAAAGAAACUGUGAAAAUAAUCAAAGAGAUUUUUGGAAAGAAGUCAGGAAACUUCAUCAUUGUUACCUUCACCAGAGGAGAUGAGCUUGAAGACACAUCCAUUGAAAGUUACAUAGAAGAAGACUGUUCUGAUUUUGUAAAAACUCUGAUUAAAGACUGUGGAGGCAGAUACCACAUCUUCAACAACAAAGAUCCAAAAAACCGUAGACAAGUGUCAGACCUGCUGAUGAAAAUUGAAGCCAUGUUGAAAGACAAUGGUGGUGGAUACUACACCACUGAGAUGUUCCAAGAGGCUGAGGCAGCGAUACAGAAGAAAGUGGAGAGGCUGCUGAAAGAGAAGGAUGAAGACAUGAUGAGAGAGAGGGAGGAGCUUAAAAGGAAACAUGAAGAAGAAAUGCAAAAAAUAAAAAGAGAAAUGGAGGAACAGAUCUCUAAAUUUGAGUCUGAGAAAGAGCAGAGUAUGAAACAACUCAAACAGAUGGAGGAACGCAUUAACCAGGAGCGAGAA
Messenger RNA from Pundamilia nyererei, 1245 nucleotides. Its product is annotated as GTPase IMAP family member 4-like. The annotation marks the transcript as partial. The record is from RefSeq and is a predicted model, not a curated record. The transcript is spliced from 4 exons. NCBI's taxonomy places the organism in Eukaryota, Metazoa, Chordata, Actinopteri, Cichliformes, Cichlidae. Gene Ontology annotation, molecular function: GTP binding.